AUGAUCUAUGAGGACCCUCAAAUGGAAGCAAACCCUACAACUGUUACCGCUGAUGGUGAUGCUAGGUCGUGCGAGUUUCCAAAAGUGAAAUUUGAAGUUACUGAUUCUUCAAUUGGAAAAACACUAGAACCAGCUAGUCCAAUGUUUCUGAUCAAUCCUUCAACUGCAAAUGCUGGAGAGCAUAGUGGGGAAGCAUCUGAGAAUAUUUUUAUGACUGAUUGUGAGGAUAAUGAAGGCUCCCUUGAGGAUCAAACUGCCUUUUUAGGAAAACUGGGAACGUUUUACCGGGAGAAGGCGAUGGAAUUUAAACCACCUAGGUUUUAUGGUCAUCAACUUAACUGCUUAAAGUUAUGGAGAUUUGUGAUCAGAUUAGGUGGCUAUGAUCGGGUAACUGGAUACAAGUUGUGGCAGCAAGUGGGAGAUUCAUUUAGUCCCCCCAAGACAUGCACUACUGUUUCUUCGACAUUCCACAACUUCUAUCAGAAGAUACUUCUCCAAUACGAAAGGCAUAGGACACAAAACGGAGAGCUUCAACUUCCUAUUGCUCCUCCUCCUGGUUUUUUAGGUAUUGAUAAUGAGUUCAGUGCUCCCGCUGGUCGCAUUGUUGUCAAAGACCUCAAUCUCCCAGUCUCAGCCCCUGGUGAAAUAUCUGAAGGGUUGUCAGAUUGGACCAUCAUAUUUAAAGGAAGGCCAGUAAGAGAUUCAGCUGCUCGUUGUAGGCUAGGCUGGCAGGAGCAACACCUUCUUGGUAAUGGUGAGGUUGCUGAGCCAAUCGUAAAGGACAUGAGUGCCAAUAAUACGCCAAAGCGUGCAAAGAACCUCAAAAAUACUGAUAAGAUUAUAAAUUGCUUUCCAUCCGCCAGGUUGGAUGUCCAAGUUGUUGAUGUUGGACCCCCUGCUGAUUGGGUGAAAAUCAAUGUUCGUGAAACAAAUGAUUCCUUUAAGGUCUAUGCACUGGUGCCUGGGCUUUUACGAGAUGAGGUACGGGUUCAAUAUGAUCUAGCUAGUCGCCUGGUCAUUACCGGUCAGCCAAACCAACUUGACAAUCUUUGGGGUGUUACUGGCUUCAAGAAGGUGGUCAACUUACCUGCUAGAAUUGAUCAACUUCAGACCAACGCUGUUGUCAGCCUUCAUGGGUGUCUUCAUGUUCAUGUGCCCUUUGCGCAGCAAAAUCUGAGUUGA
Molecule: messenger RNA, 1182 nt
Organism: Solanum tuberosum (potato)
Lineage: Eukaryota; Viridiplantae; Streptophyta; Magnoliopsida; Solanales; Solanaceae
Product: AT-rich interactive domain-containing protein 5-like
Exons: 13
Coding region: 1-1182 (393 amino acids)
Biological process (GO): regulation of transcription by RNA polymerase II
Cellular component (GO): nucleus
Molecular function (GO): DNA binding
Source: RefSeq, a predicted model, not a curated record